AUGAUUCGGAACACAACAGCGGCAAGGCAUGUCAUGGCCUCGCACUCUGCUCAUUCAGCCUCACAGCAACAGACACGACCCGACCAAGUCCUCUUCAGGGCCAGACGUCGUCGCGCCGGAACCCACGCUGCCUUCUCUAAUCCUACCACAAUCGCAGUGCGCCGAUAUAACACUCGCCCUAACAUCUCGACAACCCGCGUCCCUCCCUCAGCAUCAGCAGCAGAAACACCGCUCUCCCUUUCAUCCUCCUCUCGUGCAGUAGCACCUCCUAUCCGAUCUGCUACCGCUGCCCCUACCGCACGCUUCUCAACAACACCCUCCUCACACCUCUCCAAGAAACAUACCACAAAGCAUGCAGAAAAGUCCACCGUCAUCAAGGCCGGAUCUGCAGCUAUAGAGGGGGAUGUAAUCUACCGCAAGGAGGGUGGCAAGAUUGUCCCUGUGGCCAAGGAUGUGACGGAUCAGGUUGAGGCACCUGUGAGUGGGUUAUUUUCGCAGUUUGAGGAUUUCAAGAAGCCUUCUUCUGCACCCGACCAGGAAGUCGAUCUCAGCACAUUGACCGUGGCAGAUGUGUUCCCACCAGACAACUUUAUUACACAGCUGAUCCAGCAAAAGAAACUGAGCGUCACGCUGGACGAGACCAAGGAUCUGAUCCAAACCAUGGUCGAUGUCUUGCCCCUGAAGGAGGACGAUCCUAACCGCAUCCAGACCGAGAAGGCCUUUGCUGCUGAUGGGGCGCCGUUGGCAUUGGCAUUGUUCAAGAUUGCACUCGAACAGGGCGAUAUCUCCUCCAAAUACAGCUACGGCGUCCUUCUUUACCGCGGAGCCCGCGGAGUCCCCGCCGACCCCGCAAAAGGACGCGCCAUCAUCCAGGCGCUCGCCCAACCAGCAGGCGGACCCCGCUACAAGGGCCUACCCUGGGCAAUGUCGACUCUCGCCAGUAUUUAUGCGCGUGAGGACAAGAACUAUGAGGCGGCACGGGAUCUAUACCUCAAAGCUGCACAGGCCGGGGUCCUUGAGGCGCGGGUUGCAUUGGGCAGGAUGUAUCUUAACGGCGAAUUGCCGCAGGAUUUGGGGAUGGCGAAAAAGUACUUCCAAGCGGCGAUCCAACAAUCGGAUGACUGUGCUGAGGCGCAUUUCUUGUUGGGUGCGCUGGAGAUGAACCAGUUUACACCCGAGGGCAAGGAGAGGACGCCGAAUACCAAGGCCGCGUUUCAACAUUACCAAAAGGCCGCGUCCAAGGGUUUGGCCGAGGCACAGUAUAAUGUGGGUCAGGCGUAUUUCACGGGAUUGGGGGUCCCCAAGAAUGAUGCGUUGGCGGUCGAAUACUGGAAGAUGUCGGGGCAGCAGGGGUUUGGGCUAGCACAGUUGAGUCUGGGUGCGUAUUAUUUCCAAGAUGAGACUCCUCAGGCUCCUUCGGCGGAAGAGACGGCUUCUGAGGCGGAGGGGAAACUGUCGUCGCCAUCAAAAGCGGUGAAGCAUGUAUGGGACCCGUCAAAGAAGGAUCUGAUGCAGGCUCAAAAAUGGUUUACCCUGGCGAGUCGGCGUCCGGGUCAGUUGGGUGCGGAGGGUCAGAGGUUGAAGGCGCAGGUGGACGAGACUAUUAAGCGGGGCGGUGGCGCCAAAGGAGGGCGUAUGUGUAUCAUCAUGUAG
Messenger RNA from Linnemannia hyalina, 1653 nucleotides. The record is from the annotation of a GenBank genome assembly. NCBI's taxonomy places the organism in Eukaryota, Fungi, Mortierellomycota, Mortierellomycetes, Mortierellales, Mortierellaceae.